AAUAAAAUAUAUCGAUAAAAUGCGGCGUUUUGCAGAAUCCAACGUAUUCAUUCGAAGAAAAAUAUUAUACAUGAAAAAGUUUGCAAUUAUAGGCAAAGAAAAUACAUGUUUGAUGUUAAAAUAAACGUUACUACAUGCGUAACUAUUUUGUAUAACCAGGAAUUAUUUCGAUAUGUGUGGAAGAACUUGCUUAACAUUGGAACCGAAGGAUGUAUUGUGCGCUUGUAGAUAUAAGUCAACAAAAUUAGUUAAUACUACAAACGAAGAAAAAACCGAAAGAAAUGUUGCACCAAAAAUUGAUGAACAAAACUCUAAUACCAUUCUUGAGAGUACAUUACUUACUCCAGAGUGGCGGUCUGAGUUUAACUGCGGUCGAACCUAUCAACCCUCAUAUAACAUGACACCUACUGAUAUUACACCUGUAAUAGUAUCUACUGAUCAUUUCUGCGACGAUGGUAAUAAUGAAGAAUUCAAUACCCAAUCUCAAGUUAUUGUGCCUAUGAUGUGGGGCAUGAUACCAUUUUGGCAUAAAGGUGACUAUCGCCGACAUGGUUUAUCAACCAAUAAUUGUCGGUUAGAGCAUAUGCUGGAAUCAAAAUUAUAUCGUGGCCCAUUUCGAAGAGGUCAGCGAUGCGUGGUUCUAUGCGAAGGCUUUUAUGAAUGGCAGACCACAAAAUCAGCUAAACCCUCAGAACGAGCAGCACAUUUAUUAUAUAUGCCACAAGCGGAAGGUGUAAAAAUGUAUAACAAAUCCACAUGGACUGCUGAUAAUGUCAAUCUAUUGAAAAUGGCUGGUCUUUUCGAUAUAUGGGAAGAUGAGAAUGGUGACAAGAUAUAUAGUUAUAGUAUAAUAACAUUUGAAUCUUCAAAAAUAAUGUCUUGGCUACAUCAUCGCAUGCCUGCCAUACUAGAAACCGAGCAACAAGUGAAUGAUUGGCUUGACUUUAAACGGGUAACAGACGAUGAGGCCUUAGCUACUUUGCGUCCUGCCACUAAAUUGGAUUGGUAUCGUGUAUCUAGUUACGUCAACAAUUCGCGAAAUAAAUCAGAGCAAUGCAAUAAGCCCAUAGAGUUGAUACAGAAAAAUGAUUCUUCUAAAGAUUGCAAUAACACAGGUAAAUCCUUAUUAAAUUGGUUGAAUGUGCGAAAACGUCGAGAGGAGCAAGCAAAACAAUUAAGUGAGGAUGAGAGUACCAACGAUUGUGGAGGUGGGAGCGGUGGAGGAAGUACGGCGAGUGAAAGCGAUGCUGAAAACCCGCCAAAGCGACCGCGUUUUCGCGAUUAUAAAAAAGCUGUUAGGGAAGCAGCUCUGCUCAACACUGUCCCAUCGACAGAUAGUGCAAGUGAAAAGCAGCAAACUUGCGACGAAAGCUAAUUCAAUGAAGUCGUUAUUAUAUUUUGCUAUAUUAGCUAUCUUUGAAUUUCUACAUAAACAAUGUAAAUUACCAUUAAAAGUAAUAGUUUUCAA
Molecule: messenger RNA, 1468 nt
Organism: Bactrocera neohumeralis
Lineage: Eukaryota; Metazoa; Arthropoda; Insecta; Diptera; Tephritidae
Product: abasic site processing protein HMCES
Exons: 3
Coding region: 173-1375 (400 amino acids)
Biological process (GO): DNA damage response
Molecular function (GO): single-stranded DNA binding
Source: RefSeq, a predicted model, not a curated record